AUGAGUCCCCAUGGCCUUUGUCCGCCGGCUACACAAUCCACUGAUUAUGCGUACCCAGAAUCUCAUCCCCUCAGAUAUACCAACUUUCCGACCAGCAGGCGUGGCCUGUUGAGCGAUACCGACCAUGAAAGUGACGACGACGAUUACUACCACAACGACAACGAUUCGUUUGCCACAUAUUCUUCCGACGAAAUCAACAGGCGAGCGGUGGCUCUUUUCGAUUUUCUUCCUGAGAAUGACAACGAGGUGGCACUACGCGAGGGCCAGGUGAUAUGGAUUUCGUAUCGACACGGCCAAGGCUGGCUCGUUGCCGAGGAUCCAGAUUCUGGUGAGAAUGGGCUUGUUCCAGAGGAGUAUGUGGAGAUAUUCUAUGGUGACGACAACGAUGAACCCAAGCCAUUUGUUCCUCGGCUUUUGCAGGAGAUCCAAGGCGAGAGCGAAUGGGAGGACACCGAAGACGAGCAUUCUCUACAUCUGGUAGAUAAGGCGAUGGGCGAGACCUCCAUUAGCGAGAAGUCAUAG
This is a messenger RNA of Sungouiella intermedia, 522 nucleotides long. The record is from the annotation of a GenBank genome assembly. NCBI's taxonomy places the organism in Eukaryota, Fungi, Ascomycota, Pichiomycetes, Serinales, Metschnikowiaceae.